AAAAAAAUCUUAUAAUAUCUGCCCCUUUUUUCCUCAAGAAUAAGUUCAUAAAAAAUAAGUCAGCCUGAAGAAACUUUAAAUAAGAAGACCUGGUCCAAGUUUUCAUUUAUCCUCUUCUUCAAAAUCCAGUUUGACCCAGAACCCCAAAAGGUUCUUCAGCUCUGGCCCAGUUACAGGAUGUCUCCUGUCCUCUCUGUCCUCAGGGAGCAGAUCCUGCGGGUGAAGGAGGAGGAAGGCAUCCCUCUGCUCCUGGUGGGGAACAAGUCAGACCUGGAGGACCGCAGGAAGGUUUCUGGGGACGAGGCAGCAGUCAAGGCCGGCGAGUGGGGCGUUCAGUACGUGGAGACGUCGGCCAAGACCCGCGCCAACGUGGACAAGGU
Messenger RNA from Austrofundulus limnaeus, 380 nucleotides. Its product is annotated as ras-related protein O-RAL. Gene Ontology annotation, molecular function: GTPase activity; GTP binding. The record is from RefSeq and is a predicted model, not a curated record. Gene Ontology annotation, biological process: signal transduction. Gene Ontology annotation, cellular component: membrane. NCBI's taxonomy places the organism in Eukaryota, Metazoa, Chordata, Actinopteri, Cyprinodontiformes, Rivulidae.